Molecule: messenger RNA, 551 nt
Organism: Terrapene triunguis (Three-toed box turtle)
Lineage: Eukaryota; Metazoa; Chordata; Testudines; Emydidae
Product: sulfotransferase family cytosolic 2B member 1-like
Exons: 2
Coding region: 1-384 (127 amino acids)
Biological process (GO): sulfation
Cellular component (GO): cytoplasm
Molecular function (GO): sulfotransferase activity
Source: RefSeq, a predicted model, not a curated record
AUGGCGUGUGACUACUUCACCCACAAGGGGGUACAGUUCCCAUGCCUGGAUUACUCCCCUGAGGUGCUGAGCAACGUGGAGAACGAAUUCCAGGUGCGGGACAACGACGUCUUCAACAUCACCUACCCCAAGUCAGGCACUAACUGGAUGGCGGAGAUCCUGAGUCUGAUCCGUUGUGAUGGGGACCCCGGCUGGGUGCGCAGCGUGCUGAACUGGGAGCGGGCGCCCUGGGUGGAGAACCGGACGGGGCUGGAGGCUGCCCUGAAAUACCCCCCGCCCCGGCUGCUCAGCUCCCACCUCCCCGUCCAGCUCUUCCCCAAGUCCCUGCAGGGCUCCAAGGCCAAGGUGAGAGGCGGGAGAGCAGGGGCUGCGGGUCGGGAUUGAGGGGCACCGACAGGGCUGUGCGUCGGGAGGGGGGUAAAUCCAGGGUUGCUGCUGGGUGUGAGUUACAGCAAUGUGGGCGUGUGGAAGAGCAGCCAGCGGGGUGCGGCGAAUCCUUCUCCCUCCAGAGAGGGUGGGGAGGUGACGGCCCGGGGUGGGUGGCUAAUCGC